AUGGAGAUGACCGAUAAUACUGCGGACAUACCGGCAGAGGUAAUCCAUCCUCGACCGGCAACUCACCCUGCACUGUUCGCCUCCGCAUCCGGCACCUACUCAACACUGAAUGACCAGCGAACAGUUUUGGAUGCAUGUGGUGUCUCUAUGAUCGGCCACGGCGAUGAGACUGUCAAGUUUGCUAUACAAGAACAGCUACAAAAAGUUGCCUACGCUCAUCCCUUCAUGCACACAACGUCUCCCCCCCAAGACUUGGCAUCCUUCCUCUGUCAGGGAAUCCCUUCUCUGGAGCCAUUUAAAGUAUACUUCUCGAGUUCAGGAAGCGAGGCUGUUGACUCUGCCAUGAAGCUCGUGGUGGCAUUCCAUCGCGCCAACAAUAAUCCUCAGCGUACGCACUUCGUGUCGAGACAAAGAUCGUAUCACGGAAACACUAUUGGUUCGAUGUGCCUGGGCGACUUCCCGCGUCGCAAACAGCCUUAUGAUGAAGCUUUCAACAGGCUAGAUGUCAGCUUUGUCAGCCCUGCGUACGCCUAUCGUCAGCAGGGGAGUGACGAGAGCGAGGUACAGUAUUCUAACAGAUUGAUCAACGAAAUUGAAGCAGAGUUUUGCAGAAUUGGGCCACAGAAUGUCGCAGCCUUUGUUGCAGAAACAGUGGGGGGUUCGACUGCCGGAUGCAUUACGGCCCCUGAGGGCUACUUUGAGGGCGUGCGCCGUGUUUGUAACAAAUAUGGAGUGCUUCUUCUCCUCGACGAGAUUAUGUGCGGGAACGGCCGCACGGGAACCUACUUUGCGUUCGAGUCCGAGGGUGACUUCGUUCCCGAUAUUGUUGUUUUGGGCAAAGGACUCUCUGGCGGGUAUUUGCCUCUUGCAGCAACGCUCAUCCAGCAUUCUGUCUACGAAGUGAUCCAAAGCGCUGGAGGCUUCAUCCAUGGGCACACCUACCAAGCACACCCUGUCAGCUGCGCCGCCGCUCUUGCUGUGCAGCGUGUCAUACGAAGCACCGGCUGUCUGGCCCACUGCAAAAGGUUAGGCGACAGAAUGGGCUUAAAGUUGCGCUCGUUGUUCACAGAUCUCGAGUUUGUGGGAGACAUUCGGGGCCGUGGCCUCUUCUGGGCUAUCGAGUUCGUCGCGAACAAGCGGUUGAAGAUGCCUUUGGCCGAGGACUUUGCAUUUGGAUCAAAGCUAAGACAGUUUGCGCACGACAGUGGUGUGGCUAUACUGUCUGGAAGUGGCACCGCGGACGGUCACGCGGGUGAUCACAUAAUUUUUGCUCCACCACUGACAAUCGAGCAAGCAGAACUGGACUGGAUGAUUGAUAUCACAAGGGAGGCAUAUCUGAGGACCGAAAAGGUGUAUAAAGCACAAAGAUAUUCAGGAGACGCCCAAUAG
Messenger RNA from Beauveria bassiana ARSEF 2860, 1389 nucleotides. Its product is annotated as aminotransferase class-III. Lineage: Eukaryota; Fungi; Ascomycota; Sordariomycetes; Hypocreales; Cordycipitaceae. Gene Ontology annotation, cellular component: cytosol. Bases 1 to 1389 code for a protein of 462 amino acids. Gene Ontology annotation, molecular function: transaminase activity; pyridoxal phosphate binding. The transcript has a single exon. The record is from RefSeq and is a predicted model, not a curated record.